Triplophysa dalaica is the source of this 776-nucleotide messenger RNA. RefSeq names its product amyloid protein A-like. The coding region runs from base 72 to 437 and encodes 121 amino acids. The record is from RefSeq and is a predicted model, not a curated record. Gene Ontology annotation, cellular component: extracellular region. NCBI's taxonomy places the organism in Eukaryota, Metazoa, Chordata, Actinopteri, Cypriniformes, Nemacheilidae. The transcript is spliced from 4 exons.
UGCAGAAACAGCAAGACCUGCAUCCAACCUGCAUUUGUGACUUGACUUCUCAUAAAAAGAGAUUUGCAGACAUGAAGUUCAUUCUUGCUGUGCUGGUGUUGGUUAUGGUGGUGGGAGCUCAGGCGCAGUGGUACAACUUCCCGGGAGAAGCCAUUGGAGGUGCGAGCGACAUGUGGCGAGCUUACAGUGAUAUGAGGGAGGCCAAUUUUAAAAACUCAGACAAGUAUUUUCAUGCACGUGGGAACUAUGAUGCUGCAAAGAGAGGACCAGGAGGAAAAUGGGCUGCCAAAGUCAUCAGUGAUGGAAGAGAGUGGGUUCAAGGUUCGAGUGGUCGUGGGCAUGAAGAUUCUGAAGCUGACCAGAGAGCAAAUCUCCACGGGCGUAACGGCGGAGAUCCCAACGACUUCAGACCUGAUGGACUCGACCGCAAAUAUUGAAGUGAAGACGACCGUCAUCCCAAACGAGUCUCAUUUUUAUCCAACAUAUUUCAGUAGAUUGCUGGCACUGCAUUUAAUAAAAGACAAAUCAGAAAUUGUAUAAUUCAGUUGUAUUCUAUCAUUCAGUUGGAAGAGGGAAAAACUGAAAGGCUUACUUCAUAGCAGCUCAUGUGCCAAAGUUAUGACCAACUCAGAAAAACUUGUUUCCAGAACAUUUUACACUGAGAUUCAUAAUUCCAAUACAGGUUUUGUUUUGUUCUUUGGUUAACGCUGGAAUUUUAAGUUUGGUAUUUAGGACAAUUUUUAUGCCAUUCAAUAAACAGUUAUCGCUAAAUAAUA